Messenger RNA from Rotaria socialis, 624 nucleotides. The record is from the annotation of a GenBank genome assembly. NCBI's taxonomy places the organism in Eukaryota, Metazoa, Rotifera, Eurotatoria, Philodinida, Philodinidae.
AUGAAUACAUUGAAUAAUAACGAUUUCAAUAUACUUGAUUUACCUGAUGAAAUUUUACUCGUCAUUUUAAAUAAACUCAAUACAACUGAUGUAUUUCAUUCACUUGUCGAUGUUAAUCAACAAUUUGAUCGAUUAGCAUUUGAUUAUCUUUAUGUUCGUAAUAUUGAUAUGACUGAUACAAUGAUCAUCAAUUCACUGUAUGAUCAAAUAUCUUCAAUAGAUACUAAAAUUCUUUCAAAAAUCUGUGAAAAAAUUUUACCUCGCAUUCAUCAUCAAGUAUAUAAACUGACUAUUGAACAAUAUUCAAUGCAACAUAUUAUUCUUGCUGCCAAUUAUCCUCAACAUUAUUCUUUAUCACUUAUUAAUUUUCAAGAAGAAAUACUCUAUCAAUAUUUAACCAGUAUACUAUUUUAUUUUCUUUGUUUUCUUUUAAUUAAAGAUGAUUUAAUUCGUCGCGAUCUUCUUACCAAACAAAUAACACAUCUUAAGGGUGUGGGUUUAGCUCAACAGAAUUAUUACGUUCACACCCACACCCAAAAAUUCCAUGUUCUUAUAUUCAUAGUGAAUACUCUUGAUGGAUUUCAUCUAUCUAAUGUACUUUUGAUUAUCAAUAAAUUUCGUUGA